Cryptosporidium muris RN66 is the source of this 552-nucleotide messenger RNA. Its product is annotated as ADP-ribosylation factor 1, putative. Bases 1 to 552 code for a protein of 183 amino acids. Gene Ontology annotation, molecular function: GTPase activity; GTP binding. The record is from RefSeq and is a predicted model, not a curated record. The transcript has a single exon. Gene Ontology annotation, biological process: vesicle-mediated transport; intracellular protein transport. NCBI's taxonomy places the organism in Eukaryota, Apicomplexa, Conoidasida, Eucoccidiorida, Cryptosporidiidae. Gene Ontology annotation, cellular component: cytoplasm.
AUGGGACUAGCAUUAACAAAGAUAUGGAGAAAUUUAUUUGGUAAGAAGGAUAUGCGAAUUCUAAUGGUUGGGUUAGAUGCUGCUGGUAAAACAACUAUCUUAUACAAACUAAAGCUAGGUGAGGUAGUGACAACAAUACCAACAAUUGGGUUUAAUGUUGAGACUGUUGAAUAUAAGAAUAUAUCGUUUACAGUUUGGGAUGUAGGUGGUCAGGAUAAGAUUCGACCAUUAUGGAGACACUAUUAUUCAAAUACUGAUGGUUUAAUCUUUGUCGUUGAUAGUAAUGAUAGAGAACGUAUUAAUGAUGCGAGAGAUGAAUUAGCAAGGAUGCUUAGUGAAGAUGAAUUACGUGAUGCUGCCCUCUUAGUAUUUGCAAAUAAGCAAGAUUUACCAAAUGCUAUGAGUGCUACUGAUGUUACAGAGAAACUUCAAUUAAGUAAUAUUCGGAAUAGACAUUGGUACAUUCAAUCUACAUGUGCAACAUCUGGUGAUGGUUUGUAUGAAGGUCUUGAUUGGUUAUCAAGGACUUUAGCAUCAAAAAGUAGUAGUUAG